GUUAUUUUCAUUUGUAAUGUCAACCUUACGUAGACGAAAACCCGUUUUAAUUGAUGGGAGUGAGACGACAACCACUCCGAUCCUGAAUCACAUAGCGCGUGUAGACUUGUUUCCGAAGCCUAAGGAAGAUUUCAAACGGUCCCAGACCUAUCUUGGAGGAUGCAUUAGUGCGUUUACCUUUGCUGUGAUUCUUCUCCUUGUUUUAUGGGAGGCCUUUUCUUAUAUCACUGGCAGGGAUGCAUAUUUUACCACAUUAACCCUUGAUGACAAUGAAAAUCGCGCCAUGGAGAUACACCUAGACAUUUUGUUUCCAUCUUUGCAGUGCCACCGCAUUAGUGUUGAUAUGCUUGACAUAUCCGGAGUAACACGCUAUAAUAUCGUAAAGAAUCUACAUAAAAUACCUGUUACAUCUAAUGGAAUUUUAGCGUACAGAGGUGAAUUACCAUUUACUAGCGAAGAAGGUAGUCUAAAUUAUGACUACCGGAAUAACCCAGAAUUACCUAAUUCUUGUACACCAUGCUUUCUAGUUGAAGAUCGCUCUAAAGCUAAUAGUAUGGCAAGAAGUAAUAUGGCACUCAAUACGAGCAUGUGCUGUGAAACUUGUGAAGAUGUUCAGAAGGCAUACGAAAAUGCCGGGCUUGAUGCUCCAUCACUCCGGGUAAUACCACAAUGUAUUUCUGAAUUAUCUGCCAAGGAACCUGGCUGUAAUGUUAUAGGAACAUUGAAUAUGAAGAAAAUUCAAGGGAUGCUUGCUUUUGUACCUACACAUUCGAGCUAUAGAUAUAACUUAAACAGUGUUCUAUCUUUUAACUCUUCUCAUAUUAUCAAAAAAUUUGUUAUCGGAGAUAAAAAUGUUCAACGUUUCUCUCGCACAGGCGUUUCGUUCCCACUGAAUGGCCAGCAUUACAAUACUAAGGGUUUCUCUGAAGUAAAGUACUUUCUUAAGGUUAUCCCAACAACCUAUAAUACCAAAGAAAAGCAGAACAGUAAACAAAGGACUUAUGAGUACAGUGUUCAUUGGACUCAUAGGGAGACACCAAUUAGCAGUAGAUCGGUACCCGCGGUUAUUUUUCAAUUUGAUAUUUCUCCGUUCCAGAUUAACAAUUACUUUUUACGUCCCCCAUUCAUACGUUUUACGAUAAAGCUUUGCGGUAUUGCUGGUGGUGUGUUUGUUGUUCUGAGUAUUGUUGAUAGUGUAACUGAUUAUUUUUUCCGAAAGAUUUUUAAAUAUUCUUGA
Molecule: messenger RNA, 1237 nt
Organism: Phytomonas sp. EM1
Lineage: Eukaryota; Euglenozoa; Kinetoplastea; Trypanosomatida; Trypanosomatidae
Source: the annotation of a GenBank genome assembly